CUCGCAAAAACUCAACAUAACCCUAGAAAAGUAGAGAUAAAUUAAAAGCACAUCAGAUUUGUGUAAAAUAAGAGGGAGUGCACGUUUUAUUAAUAGUUUUUGGAGAUAAUAUAUUUAGUUCCCGAAGCCGCAGCCAGACAGGACGGAAUCGGACGCGGCAGUUGCCAUACCGAAACCAAUGUGAGGCAGAAAACCGCCGACUUUUUCCUCAAUUUUUGUGAUUAUUCUUCCUUCCCUGAUGUGAGGGUCGGGUGGCGGGUGCAGGAGGUCCACACUCUUACCUCGGGAGGGCGGCAAGCGCGUCAUCCAGGUCCAGGGAGACGUGAAAUAAGGUCAAAAUGGCGAAGUUGGUCGGUGUUUACGAUGAGGAGGAAGAGAUUUUAUUGGGGAGGAGACAGCUGCCCCUCAACGUCUAUGACAACAGAGUUAUGACGAUGCAGCUUGGGGAGACGUGUGAGCGCUGUGAGGUGUCUGGGGGAGGCUCAGCAGCGGCAGCAGGGCGGCGGCGCUGGGAUGAGAACUUCACAAGGCAGUACACAACACUCAGCAAGGAGGAGGUGGUGGCUGCCCUCACCGUCCCAUCCAAGCUGCUCUUCACACGCCUUGCCCAGACUGUUGCGUGUGUGGGCUGCCGGCGGAGUGUUGAGCGUCUGUUCAACCAGCUGCGAGUGUCAGGCCACCCUGCGCUGGAGCCCCUGGUGGUGACCAGCUCUGGUGCCCUCACUGUGCAGAGGAAGUAUGCCAUCCAGACCCGCACAUUAGGCUCACUUUUCAGUGACCACAGCCUGUCCCUGAAUGCAAUGCUGGACAACAUUCCCAAGCUGAAGAAGUCGGGUCGCUGUGUACUGCACUCCAUGGAAGGGGUGCGGUGCCGGCCAGGGGGCCGAUCGUGGCGGGAGGUGUGGGAUGUCAUGGACACCACCUGUCGCGAGACCGUCACCUUGGUGUGCCCUGACCAGCUGCUGGCCACACUUGACAACUACCUCCGCAAGCAUCGGUUCUGCCAGGAGUGCAAGAACAAGGUCCACCGGGCUUUUGACAUCCUGGUGGGUCAGGACAGUGGUGGUGUGGAGGCGGCCAGCAAAGAGAAGGGCUUUGUGGCUGCCCUGUAUGCUGGCAUCCGGCGCUGUGAAGCCAAGGGGCACAUCCACAUCCCUGCUGACACAGAUUACGUUACCCACCUCAUCACCCGUGCUGAGCCGGAGCUGCAGGGGAGAGAGAGGCAUGCAAAGACACUGGAGAUCGCACAGGAGGAGGUGCUCACUUGCCUGGGCCUCUUCCUGUAUGAGCGGCUGCAGAAGGUCCACACUCGCCUGAGGGAGGAGGAGCAAACUUGGGACAUUCUCUUCCAUGUGGCACUGGACACUCUGCGGAGGAACUUUGAGCUGCAUGUGGAGGACAAGCAGGGCUACUCCAAGUUUGAGAUGCUAUGUGAGGAGCUGCAAAGACAGGAGCUGAGGGAGAAGGCCAAGAAGGAGAAAAAGAAGAAGAGAAAGAAGAACAAGAAGAAUGAGGAAGGAAAGGAAAACACUUGCCUGUGUGAGGAGGAGGCUGGAGGUUGCAGGGAGUGCGAAUUGAACAUGGCGUCCACUUGUCCUGGCCAGCGUGCCACACUCAUCAAUGCCACUAACAAGCAGGUUGGCCCUGAGCUGUUUUGCCGAGGAGGGACUCACCUGGGGCCACCCUUAGGCACUCCGCAUGUAGGGAAUGGCCACCUCCACCCACCGGACCAGCCAGGAGGGGGUCGGGGGGGUGGGCGAUGUGGUGGGAGUGACUGUGGGAGUGUAGGAGCCAGCGAUGCAGGGAGUGAACGUGGCAGCAGUGAAGAGAAAGAGAGCUGUGAUUCUAGCCCUGACCCCUAUCACCACCACCACCAUCAUCACCAUCACCACCAUCAUCACCAUCACCACCACAGCCACAGUUCGCCACACCCCCUAGAAUGCACUGCCUCCACAGAUUCCCUCGUUUCUAGGUGUUCACAGGGUUCUCGUGAUGGAGGUUACUGCUCAGCCCAGGGGUCAUCGCGGGACUCCUCUGAGGUGGCCUGUGGGGAGGGCCUGUGCUCCCACCACCAUGAGGACCACCUGGAGGAUCCGCACACCCCACACAUGCCCCACAACUCCCACACAGACCUGGAGCACAGUGAGGCCCUCCACCCACCACUGUCACCCUCCCUGCAGCGGUCCACUCAGCCCUUUACACUCUCUCUUCAGCAGAUGUUGGAUGACUCAAGAUGUGAAGAUGAGGAAAUCCCCGAGGCUGAGGUGCAGGCAUGGAGGGCUCGACUCGGCAUUGUCAAACAGAAGCGUGCAGAGUUGCGACAAACUCUCCGGCAACGGUUUCAGCAAUUCUGUCAUCGGGGAUGUGCUGUGGCUGUCCCAAGCUCUGGCGUUGGAGGGCAGCCCCACAUGUGCCCCCACCACACACCCAUGCCACACCACCCCAUCACCACAGCUCCCUCCACCAAUCCAUGCUAGAGAGGGAGUGAAGGUUGACUGGGAUGGGUCUGGUGUAAAUGGUGUGGGUGCUGGUCUUGCCUGGAGAAAAACUGUGCUGUGCUAGUGACUCCUGGUGGCCUGCAGUGGUGGUGUAUUGGGCUCAGGGGAAGGGAGUGAGGAGUGGGGCAAUGCUCAGCAAUGCGCACAGCUGUCACCCUUGCAGUCUGGGGUGGGGGGGAGCACUUUUGAGUUAUUUAUUUGAUUUUUUCGCAACAAGACUACAGGCCAUCUCUCUCUCUCUCUCUCUCUCUCUCUCUCUCUCUCUCUCUCUCUCUCUCUCUCUCUCUCUCUCUCUCUCUCUCUCUCUCUCUCUCUCUCUCUCUCUCUCUCUCUCUCUCUCUCUCAAGGUGGCUGAAGGAAGAUUUACCACAUGCAUGUCACAUUCUGACAAACAGGAAGGACAAUAUCUCUAAUCUUUAUUUUCCCAUGAGGAAGUACUACAUUGGUUUAUUUAUUUAUUUAUUUAUACAUUCUUAUUUAAUUUUGAUUUUUUUUUUUAGUUGGUUUUAAGUUUUGGUUCUGUGAAUGCUGCAGGAUGGAGGGUGUCUGUAGCCAAAGCCUGGAAAGAGGAGCAAAUGAUAGCCCAUCCAGCUCUUCAAAGUAUUGUUUAUUGCAGCAGGAAUUGCAAAAUCGCUCCAUUUCCCCAGGCUCUUUUUCUGAUGAAUAAGUUACAAAAAAAACAUUCCUCUAUGUUCUGUGUGGCUCAGUUGAUUGAUUUUCAUGUGUUGUGGCAUAUGUGUGUCUGUGUAAGUAGGCUGAGGUGCAGUGGAAGGCAUGCAAAGGUGAAAGAGUUACUUGAGUUGACAAAGUGGUGUGGGUGAGUGGAGAGUUGGAUGAGAAUGAGGUGCUGAUUUUAUUGUGUACUAGUAUUCUCUCUCUCUCUCUCUCUCUCUCUCUCUCUCUCUCUCUCUCUCUCUCUCUCUCUCUCUCUCUCUCUCUCUCUCUCUCUCUCUCUCUCUCUCUCUCUCUCUCUCUCUCUCUCUCUCUCUCUUUGAACAAGUGCAGGUUUUCUUUCAUCCUCAGCCUCCUCCUCCUCCCUCUUCUUGUCCCAGCAUUGCUGCUGCUGCCUGUGCAAGCCACUGUCUCACUCUGUACAAAGUCUGAUUACUUUUUCAUGCUCAGUUGUUUUCAAGUCAUUGCCAAGGUCAGUGAUUUUUCUUUUUAUUUAUUUAUCAUUUUUUUGUAGUACAAACAAAACAAGGACUUGUUAUGUAUUGACAUCAGUGUUCACUACCUUUUAAAAAUAAGGAAGGAAUUUUUUUUUAUAUCAUUUUGAGCACAAGGCUAAUGAAUUUUUAACGAUUUUUAAAUUUUUUUUAUGGGUAUACGAAGUGAGGAGUUACGUUUCUCCUGGCACGAGUCUUCUCCAGCCUUAGAAGGAGUGACAAGAGGCCUCAGCUCCCAAGGACCCAUGGAACAAGGGUGCAGUUCAUAUCAGUCUAGACGGUUAUGGUUCUACAUGGCCGCAUUGAAAAAGGAAGUCAUCAUUAUUAUCAUCAUUGUUUUUAUUGUUAUUAUUUUUUAUUAUUAUUACUACAACCAGGAGAUUUUGCCUGCACUGCUGUGGGAUACAAGACAGUUGGCUGUGUUUAUAGAGACGACCUCGUUCAGACAAGGAGGCCAGUCUAAGGUGUUGGGUCAAAGAAAUAUCAAUAUCUAAAAAUAAAGAAAUACAGAUGUGC
This is a messenger RNA of Portunus trituberculatus (swimming crab), 4180 nucleotides long. RefSeq names its product gametogenetin-binding protein 2-like. NCBI's taxonomy places the organism in Eukaryota, Metazoa, Arthropoda, Malacostraca, Decapoda, Portunidae. The transcript has 11 exons. Gene Ontology annotation, cellular component: nucleus; cytoplasm. The coding region runs from base 339 to 2477 and encodes 712 amino acids. The record is from RefSeq and is a predicted model, not a curated record.